AGAAUCUGAACCGGAAGUUGUUACAAAGUCAGGGGCAAACGGAGGAGCUAACGUGCUGGACUCCAUUUCUCCUAGAAAAAUCGACCUUUUGUUGUGAUUUUCUGGUUGAUUCUCUGCCAUAUUUGGUUACGGUAAUCACAACAAUGAUUAUCCCGGUCAGGUGCUUCACUUGUGGGAAGAUUGUGGGCAACAAAUGGGAAGCUUACCUUGGCUUACUUCAAGCAGAAUACACUGAGGGUGAUGCACUUGAUGCCCUGGGCCUGAAGCGGUACUGUUGUCGAAGGAUGCUGCUGUCUCAUGUGGAUCUUAUUGAGAAAUUGCUGAAUUAUGCGCCGCUUGAAAAAUAACUCCAAGAACUUUAAGGACUGUGGAGGGUCUGGUUUUGGGUGUGGAAUUGUUUAAUGGCUAUUCAGUUAUGUUUUUCUUUUUUUAAAUAAAGUAAUUUAAAAAGUCU
Molecule: messenger RNA, 454 nt
Organism: Poecilia latipinna (sailfin molly)
Lineage: Eukaryota; Metazoa; Chordata; Actinopteri; Cyprinodontiformes; Poeciliidae
Gene: polr2l
Product: RNA polymerase II, I and III subunit L
Exons: 3
Coding region: 144-347 (67 amino acids)
Biological process (GO): transcription by RNA polymerase II; transcription by RNA polymerase I; tRNA transcription by RNA polymerase III
Cellular component (GO): RNA polymerase I complex; RNA polymerase II, core complex; RNA polymerase III complex
Molecular function (GO): DNA binding; zinc ion binding
Source: RefSeq, a predicted model, not a curated record